UGUACUGAUCCCAUACGUCCCCGCUCACACACAAAUCGUUUAACAGCGUUUGCGCUGCUCGAAAUACCGAGAGAAGCGCAUUUAUUCCGCCCGCAGAUAACGGCAUAAAUCUAGCUGUAGGUAACGGUGCGCGAAUCGAAAGCUCGCUGGUGCGCGCGCGCUCUAUCUCCCGCUCCGCUCCUGACGUCAGCGAGAUUGUCUUUGAGAGCGUCGCGCCCAGCAGCGCUCUCUCUCCACACUGACCCUCCAUUGUGCACACGCUAACGAUGCCAGCGCUCGCAGCCGCCGCCACCCAGUAGAGAACUCCCAGCCCGAGGACCGAGCACCACGACCCCGCUACACAGUCCGAGAGCGCGCGCCAGAGACUUAUGUUCGAGCCCAACAUUGUCUUUUGCGGGAUUUAAUGCUCUAGCUAGUCGACGACAGGGAGAGAGAGAGAGAGAGAGAGAGAGAGAGAGUGUGUGUGUGUUUGUGUGUGUGAGAGAGAGAGGGAUAGGGACAGCCUUAGCGAGGGAUAAGGAAGAAACACCGAGGAUAUUUCUCACCCGGACCGUUUUGGAGAUAAAAAAGAGCCGAGAUUCAUCUAGCCAUGGGAUGUACACUGAGCGCAGAGGAAAGAGCGGCUCUGGACAGGAGCAAAGCCAUCGAGAAAAACCUCAAAGAAGACGGAGUCACUGCUGCUAAAGAUGUGAAAUUGCUCCUGCUAGGGGCUGGGGAAUCUGGGAAAAGUACCAUCGUGAAACAGAUGAAGAUUAUCCACGAGGACGGUUUCUCUGGUGAUGAUGUGAAGCAGUACAAGCCAGUGGUCUUCAGCAACACCAUCCAGUCUCUGGCUGCUAUCGUGCGUGCCAUGGACACACUGGGGCUGGAGUACGGAGACAAGGAGCGUAAAGCUGAUGCUAAGAUGGUCUGCGAUGUUGUGAGCCGUAUGGAGGAUACCGAGCCCUACUCUCCAGAGCUGUUGUCCGCCAUGAUCCGCCUGUGGUCUGACUCAGGCAUCCAGGAGUGCUUCAGCCGUGCCCGCGAGUACCAGCUCAAUGACUCCGCCCAAUAUUACUUAGACAGUUUAGAUCGGAUCGGUGCUGCAGACUACCAGCCCACAGAGCAGGACAUUCUGCGAACUCGAGUGAAGACCACCGGGAUUGUAGAAACCCACUUCACCUUCAAGAACCUGCACUUCAGGCUGUUUGAUGUGGGAGGUCAGAGGUCGGAGAGGAAGAAAUGGAUCCACUGCUUUGAGGACGUGACCGCCAUUAUCUUCUGUGUGGCUCUGAGUGGAUACGACCAGGUGCUCCAUGAAGACGAGACCACGAACCGCAUGCACGAGUCCUUGAAGCUGUUUGACAGCAUCUGCAACAACAAAUGGUUCACAAACACCUCCAUCAUUCUCUUUCUCAACAAGAAGGACAUAUUUGAGGAGAAAAUUAAGAAAUCUCCCUUAAGUAUCUGCUUCCCAGAGUACACAGGUUCAGACAUGUUCAUGGAAGCGGUGGACUACAUUCAGUCCCAGUACGAGAUUAAGAACAAGUCAGUCGACAAGGAGGUCUACUCACACAUCACCUGUGCUACAGACACAAACAACAUUCAGUUUGUCUUCGACGCUGUCACCGAUGUCAUCAUCGCUAACAACCUGCGCUUCUGUGGCCUUUACUAACCCACAGUGAGGCCCAGCUCUUACACAACCCCAGAAUACACUGUCAACUGUUAUCAGAUAUGACAUUUUGUCUUUGUUUUAUACUUUUAAAUGUCUCCACUUGUGUCUGUCAGGUCAUUUGAUGGCCUUUUAUAAGGUGAGAACUAACUCAAAUCUGGCGAUAGUUCUCACAGAGCUGUUCUUUAAUUUAUGUGCUAAAUUUAAACCAAAGGUCUGAACUCAACUAUUGAUUUUGGUACAUUGUUACAAAUACAGGAAUGUGCUUUGAAUGUCCUUGCUGACACCUUCCUGGUGUGUUAGAGAGAGGUCAGGAGAUAUUUUAAAGUAAAAAUUGGUGCCAAACUUCCACUACUUUACUGAGCUUAAUUAAUAGUAAAGUCUGACAUAUUCUUUUGUCCUUAUUACACAGUAUGAAGAUAAAUAAUUCCAGAUUCAAGGCUAUGUGGCAAUAUUUUAAAUUCCCAUGACUAUGUAAGUGGCACUAUAAUGAUGUUCUAUACACAUGUAUUAUUUUCAAAUGAAUGCAUAAUGGGAUAUGAAUUUCAGUGAAUAUUCACAAGCUGGCUCAUAUUACAUGUGUUCUGAGUUGGCAGCAAUCUCAGAGUGUUGAUGAAACACUAGGCUUGACAUUUACUUGGCAUUUAGAAGAGAGUGCAAAUGUCCGAUGCCCUGAGCCAAACCACAAAAAUGUUAGCCUCUUAGCAUCCCAAAAAACAACAGGACGUGUUACUCCUCAAAAUUGGAUUUUGGACCUUUUAAACCAGACACCCAGAACAUUCCAAAGAUUCAAAAGCUGUCUUAACUGUUUUUAGCUUAUUGCAUUUUGAGAACAGACAAAGCUGAUUAUAACUACAUAGAAAGAGAUAAUAACUAGAUUUGUACCACAUACAUAUCUGAUGCAUCUCUAUAUAUAUAUACU
Messenger RNA from Sinocyclocheilus anshuiensis, 2573 nucleotides. Its product is annotated as guanine nucleotide-binding protein G(o) subunit alpha. Gene Ontology annotation, molecular function: GTP binding; G-protein beta/gamma-subunit complex binding; GTPase activity. Gene Ontology annotation, biological process: G protein-coupled dopamine receptor signaling pathway; adenylate cyclase-modulating G protein-coupled receptor signaling pathway. Lineage: Eukaryota; Metazoa; Chordata; Actinopteri; Cypriniformes; Cyprinidae. The coding region runs from base 590 to 1654 and encodes 354 amino acids. The transcript is spliced from 8 exons. Gene Ontology annotation, cellular component: heterotrimeric G-protein complex; cytoplasm. The record is from RefSeq and is a predicted model, not a curated record.